AUGAAAAUCGCCUACACAACGGCUCUCCUUUUUCUCUUGUCGUCCCCCAGCGUCACCUCCUACAGUAUUCCGCAGUCGGAUCUGGUCGCUCGUGAUAUAGCCCCAGUCGAUUCAUAUCGAGGCCCAGAUCUCGAGAAACGUCGAGGAGGAGGCGGCGGUGGACGAGCUGGCGGAAGCGGAGGAUCCAGUGGGGGACGCAGUGGAAGCGGCGGAAGCAGUAGUUCAUCGAGUGUCGGGGGACGUCCAGGAGGCUCUAGUAGCAGUCGCAUUGGCGGAUCCUACUACGCUGGCGGUGCCGCAUCUUCAUACAGGGCCGGCACGCGAUCACCUCUGGGAAUCUCUCCUUUCCUUUUGCCUGUCGCUGCACUGGCCAUCUUUCCUGGUAUCUGGCUCUACGGAGCCUAUGCAUAUCCCUACAGUCAUCAUUACAACUAUACAAAUGAGACUUCCCGCCAAAACGAGUCAUUGCCGGUAGUCUGCUUGUGUCAAGAAUACUCGGAUUGCGGCUGUGAUGAUAACAAUAACAGCACCUACUAUCAAUCGCUGUUCAAUGGCACUCAACCUGUGAAUUCAAGUAUCGCCAAGGUUGUCAAUGCCAACGGAACCGAGACCAUCUACAUCAACGGAACUGAGCCGAAUGCAACGACGCCUACGAGCUCGUCCACCUCCUCAGCUCCCGCGACAGCUCUCCUUGAGGCCAGCGGGUACUGGGUUAUGGUCGCUCUGGUGGCUAGCAUGGUCUGGGCGCUAUGA
Molecule: messenger RNA, 753 nt
Organism: Aspergillus pseudoviridinutans
Lineage: Eukaryota; Fungi; Ascomycota; Eurotiomycetes; Eurotiales; Aspergillaceae
Exons: 2
Coding region: 1-753 (250 amino acids)
Source: RefSeq, a predicted model, not a curated record